CUCAGUUCGAUCUCCUCCAAGACAUAGUUGUAUAAGAUAAUGGAGAGGAAUAGGAGAAGCUGGUCUUGGCCUUUGCCUUUGUUUUCUGUCUUUCUCAUAGCACCACUCCUUUUCAGCGUGCUAAUUGCCACAACUUCAGUUGAGGCAAGAAAGCACCACCACAGCUACAAGAACACCCAUAACAGGCCUCACACUAACAAACACUCCAACCACAGAAAAGGAAGUGACAGUGGAGGCUUCAAUCCGCCUGCAGACUCAGCAACGGAUUCCACCACUUACAACGUUGUGUCCUUUGGUGCUAGAGGUGAUGGUGUUACUGAUGAUUCCCAGGCGCUUGUGGGUGCAUGGAAAGCUGCUUGCCAGCUCCCUGGGGCUACAGUGAAAAUCCCAUCAGGGUUCAGGUUUCUGAUGAGGCCCGUAAAUCUGCAAGGUCCGUGCAAGGGUGAGCUCACUCUUCAGAUAGACGGAACUCUGCUGGCUCCUUCGAGAGUUGGGGAUUGGCCGAAAUCAAGCAUGUUCCAAUGGCUCAACUUCAAAUGGGUCCAGAAUUUCACCAUUCAAGGCAGUGGAACGGUUGACGGACAAGGCUCCCAGUGGUGGACUCCUUCCUCCCUCUACUACGUUCAGGUCUCGUUUCUCAUCUCGCUUAAAAUUUCUCCUACGAGCACUUCUACUGCUUUGAGAUUCUAUUCCAGCCAUGGCGUGACGGUGCGCGACAUCAGGAUCGUGAACAGUCCUCAGUGCCAUCUGAAAUUCGAUUACUCUGGUGGGAUCAAAGUUGACAACAUCACCAUCUCUUCCCCAGAAAACAGCCCAAACACCGAUGGGAUUCACCUUCAGAGCACACGAGAUGUCGAAAUUCACCAUUCCAACAUUGGAUGUGGCGAUGACUGUGUUUCCAUUCAAAGUGGCUGCUCCAAUGUCCACCUUCACCACAUCAAUUGCAGCCCAGGGCACGGGAUAAGUGUUGGCAGUCUAGGGAAGGACAAAAGCGCGGCAUGUGUCUCCAACAUCGUUGUUGAUAACAUCUCACUCCGUAACACUCUUGCUGGUGUCAGGAUCAAGACAUGGCAGGGAGGAGUUGGGUCGGUGAAAAAUGUGAGCUUCACAAACAUUCAAGUGUCGGAUGUGAAGUACCCAAUCAUCAUCGACCAAUUUUACUGCGACAAGCAUCGCUGCGAGAACCAGACGGCAGCAGUGGCGAUAUCGGGCGUGAAAUACGACCAGAUCUACGGGACGUACACAGCGCAGCCAAUCCGUCUAGCCUGCAGCACAACGGUGCCGUGCGUGGAUGUUGAUGUUGCCGAUAUCCAGCUGAAGCCAUCCAUCGCAGGAAUUCCAUCAUCGGCUAGUCUGUGUUGGAACUCGUAUGGGAAAUCCCAAGCUCCUCUGCUGCCUUCCAGCAUCGACGGCUGCUUGAGACGGGACACUGCGUAUGUGAAAAGAGUUGCGAGGUCACAUGAACAUGUCUGUUAAUAUAGGUCACGUAAUAAUAACUAAGACGCCUUCAUUUCGUUUUUUUUAACAGUGAGCAGGCUCAAGUUGUUUGUAAUAACCUCUUUCUUUUUUGGGGGUUUUUUUUUUGUGAAAUAUAACAAAGCUUUUUCUU
This is a messenger RNA of Linum tenue, 1609 nucleotides long. Lineage: Eukaryota; Viridiplantae; Streptophyta; Magnoliopsida; Malpighiales; Linaceae. The record is from the annotation of a GenBank genome assembly.